Messenger RNA from Prorocentrum cordatum, 1285 nucleotides. The record is from the annotation of a GenBank genome assembly. NCBI's taxonomy places the organism in Eukaryota, Dinophyceae, Prorocentrales, Prorocentraceae.
CGCGAAAUUAAUCUUCGAAGUUGCCACUCGGCUCAGGGAACAUGUAUUCGAAGUGACCGGGCAUUGGCCAUUGUCGUUGAAGUUCCUGUGUCCCAAGAAGCGCGGGUUAUCUGCAAUCUGGCGACGGACGUGGACGAUAGAGGAUGGACGGGAACUUCAAACGCGGGCUCAUAUCGAAUUGCAUUGCUCUUCCAAUCCUUUUUGGUUUUGGCUACGCAAUUCAGCUCCAGCACCUUGCUGCCGCUGCCCUUGCGGUCAAUUGGUUUGUCUUCGUGGUUCAUGCUCUUCCCAGAAAUAGCGAGCGUUUUUUCGAUGCUACUGGCUCUCUGACCUAUUUGAUUAUGAUCGGCAGUGCGGUAUCAACGUCUCAGGGUUGCGUAUCAAGGAGGUUCGUCAGUGCUUCUAUGGUUGUCGUGUGGUGCAUUCGGCUUGGCUCCUACUUGCUAGGACGGAUCAUGAAGGAUGGAAAAGACGGUCGUUUCGACGAGUUCAGGAAGAGUUGGCUUCGCUUUCUGGGCGUGUGGACCAUUCAAGCUGUAUGGUGUUUCUUCGUCGCAUCGCCUGCUCUAGUCAUGAUUACCUCGGAGGCCUGCCACACGUCCGUAAGCAUCCUUGAUUGUGUGGGCUGGGCGCUCUGGUUGGUGUCCUUCUGCAUAGAAGUUGUAGCUGACAGGCAGAAGGACAGGUUCCGCCGCGAUCCAGCAAAUAAAGGACAGUUCAUCACUACUGGCCUCUGGGCCUACUCGCGUCACCCGAACUACUUCGGCGAGAUCUGCAUGUGGAUAGGGAUAUGCAUUUCGGGCAGCAGUUGCUUCCAUGGUCUGGAAUGGCUCUCGUGGGUGAGCCCUCUGACCACCUGGAUAUUAUUGAUGAAAGUCAGCGGGGUAUCCCUUCUUGAGAAGUCGGGGCAGGAACGCUGGGGCAAGGACCCCAAGUAUCAACACUACAUGGAUCACACGCCUUGCAUCGUUCCAGCCUUACGCAAGCCUCCGGCCUACCCCACGGAUGGUUAUGUCCCAAUCGUUGGGUAAGAUCAUCAAAGACACGUUCAUUAUCUAUGUUCCAAUUUUCUUCUUAGCAGAGCAGGCGUCAAUCUUGUACGGGGCUGUCCCCACAUGGGGGUAGUAGAGAUAAAAUGUGCAGAUCCGACAGGGAACGUGAGUUCAAAGUCCAGAAGCACGUCAUGCACACGCCGCCGUCCUCCAAGAAUGUGCGUGAUUGGCACGACCUCAUCCCUUGCAGGUGCAGUUUUCUUCUGAAACCUCAUGAUACCCGAGAAAACCAA